This is a messenger RNA of Aspergillus melleus, 1629 nucleotides long. RefSeq names its product putative acyl-CoA dehydrogenase. The transcript has 4 exons. Gene Ontology annotation, molecular function: oxidoreductase activity, acting on the CH-CH group of donors; flavin adenine dinucleotide binding. The record is from RefSeq and is a predicted model, not a curated record. Lineage: Eukaryota; Fungi; Ascomycota; Eurotiomycetes; Eurotiales; Aspergillaceae. Bases 1 to 1629 code for a protein of 542 amino acids.
AUGUCCAAGACUUUCUCGAAAGACGACGUCGCAUCGCAUAGCAAACCAGACAACCUCUGGGUUGUGAUCGAUGAGGACGUCUACGAUUUGACCAACUUCCAGGAUGAGCAUCCCGGUGGUAAAAAGAUUCUCCAGCGAGUCGCCGGAAAAGACGCCUCGAAACAAUUCUGGAAAUACCACAACGAGGGCAUCCUGAAGAAGUACAAGACCAAGCUGCAAAUUGGCUCUUUGGAUAGUAAAAAGCCCGCGGCUGCUCCAGAGCCGGCCCCGGCGAAAGAGACCCCUAAGCCCCAAGCGGCCCCCGUCGUCGACGUUUCCUCCGCUCAAUCAUCGGACCCUCAGGAGCCCUAUGGCGAGCUGAUUCCGUUCGCCGAUCCUUCCUGGUACCAGGGCCAACACUCGCCCUACUUCAACCAGACACAUGCCGCCCUCCGCGCGGAAGUACGGCAAUGGGUUGAGUCUGAGAUCGAGCCUUACGUGACCGAGUGGGAUGAAGGCAAGCAGGUGCCGGAUGAGAUUUACAAGCAGAUGGGACAGAGAGGGUACCUGGCGGGCCUGCUAGGUGUCAAGUAUCCCGUCAAUCACACUCCCCACCGGGUUCAAUCGGUAGCCCCCGAGAAUUGGGAUCUCUUCCACGAGAUGCUCCUGACCGACGAGCUGUCUCGCGCGGGCAGCGGUGGUCUGGUCUGGAACUUGAUCGGUGGUUUCGGCAUUGGCGGUCCGCCUCUAGUCAAGUUCGGAAAGAAGCCUCUCGUCGACCGUAUCCUGCCUGGCAUCCUGGCCGGUGAGAAGCGCAUUUGUCUAGCCAUCACCGAACCGGAUGCCGGAAGCGACGUGGCCAACCUCACCUGCGAGGCUAAGCUGAGCCCCGAUGGUAAGCACUACAUUGUCAACGGCGAGAAGAAAUGGAUCACCAACGGUAUCUGGUCGGACUAUUUCACCACCGCUGUUCGGACUGGCGGGCCCGGUAUGAAUGGUGUGAGUGUCCUUCUCAUCGAAAGAGAAGCCGGCGGCGUGAGCACGAGGCGCAUGGACUGCCAGGGUGUGUGGAGCAGCGGAACCACCUAUGUCACGUUUGAGGACGUCAAGGUGCCCGUGGAGAACCUCAUCGGAAAGGAAAACCAAGGAUUCAAGGUCAUCAUGACCAACUUCAACCAUGAGCGUAUUGGAAUUGUCAUCCAGUGCGUCCGGUUCGCUCGUGUGUGCUACGAGGAGUCCGUCAAAUAUGCCCACAAGCGCAAGACCUUUGGCAAGCGUCUGAUCGACCACCCGGUCAUCCGUAUGAAGCUGGCCCACAUGGCCCGCCAGAUCGAAGCUACGUACAACUGGUUGGAGAACACCAUCUACCAGUGUCAAUGUAUGGAUGAGACUGAGGCCAUGCUCAAGCUCGGCGGUGCGAUUGCCGGCCUCAAGGCCCAGUCCACCGCCACAUUCGAGUUCUGUGCGCGCGAGGCCAGCCAGAUCUUUGGUGGUCUGAGUUACAGCCGGGGUGGCCAAGGUGGCAAGGUGGAGCGACUGUACCGUGAUGUUCGAGCCUACGCGAUCCCCGGAGGAAGCGAGGAGAUCAUGCUGGACCUGAGUAUGCGCCAGAGUUUGCGUGUGCACAAGAUGUUUGGCAUGAAGCUGUAA